GUAGAAAUUCCAUACCAAAUGUUUACUGAUGCUUCAAUCAUCUGAUAGCAAAGUCGAUAAGAAGUGCUUCUCCUGCGUGCUUCUGAGUUCGAGUGGAAAACGAGAAAUGUGUCAUUUGCUUCAUAUAGUUCGUUUCCUACUGAUCGCACUUAACGAUUGAAAAAAAAGAGGUCUAAACAAAUAUCUUAAAAAUUUAAAACUAUUUAUGAUAUGCUUUUGAAAAAUCAUUUAAGUUGUACACAUUUAAUAAAUUGUUAAUUCACAGUGCAAAAAUGAUAGCAGAUAAAGUUCGAUUGCAAAAUUGAAAAAAAAGAAGAAUGGAUUGAAAUUUAUUUGUUGAAAUUAAUGCAUCGAAUAUGAGGAUAUAUCGCAAAUAUUUGCGUGGAUUAUUUCUUGCUGCAUUUUUUACCACUGGUCUUAGCAUAGAGUUUAAUUUGAAAGCCCCUAAAUUUCAUCUAGAACCUCUUAAUAUUGUUGAAUUUUUCAAUUCAAGCGGUACUAUUAUACAUUGUGGUGCAGAGGGCCAGCCCACACCAGCUAUUAAAUGGGUUAAAAAUGAUGGUGAAGUUUUGCAAGAUAUACCCGGUUUGAGACGCACCCGGCAUGACGGAUCUCUAGUAUUCAGCUCUUUUGCCAGCCAAAAUUACAGGGCAGACGUACAUGCAUCAACCUACAGAUGUGAAGCUUCAAAUAUAAUCGGUGUUAUUGGUAGCAGAGAUGUUCAUGUUAAAGCUGUACUAUUACAAGAUUUCGAUAUCCACUUAUUCGAUGAAUUUAUUCUCAAGGGUAAUACAGCUAUUCUUCGAUGCCCUAUACCAAGUUAUGUUAAUGACUACGUAAGAGUUAGAUCAUGGGAAAGAAUGGACGGCUUCAUAAUAACACCUGCUUUAAUAAAUGCGAAAUAUGGAAUGCUUGAAAGUGGUGAUUUAUACGUUAAAGACACAACAGAUCAUGAUGGAUCAUACAGUUUCCGUUGUCACACAGAAAACAGAAUAACUAAAGAGAAGAAAGUGAGCAAAAACUACUCCAAAUUAGUAAUAACAGAACCACAUCAUAGCCAGCCUCCAAGGAUCACUCUAAAAUAUAAUAGGGUAUCUGUAGCAGUCGGUCAACGUGCAACACUACCUUGUAUUGCCCAGGGGUUCCCGGCACCGUCUUAUCGUUGGUACAGAUCCGAGACAGGGCUGAAACCGCUACCAGAUCAUACUCUUCCUGUCAGUCAAGAAGGUGGAAUUCUAGUGUUUCAUAAAGUGACUUCUACUGAUUCUGGACGAUAUGUCUGCCACGUGACUAAUGUAAUAGGAGAAGAUAAAGCUGAUACUGAACUAAUCGUAGCAGAGGCUCUGCGGGUUUCUGUAUCACCACCAGAACUGCGAUUAGAGAUAGGAAAAACUGCCACAUUCAAUUGCUCCGUUUCUGGCAGCCCCCAUGGCAUAGUGAGCUGGAAGAAAGAUAUGCGGACUAUAAAUAUGAAUCCAAGAGUAAGUUCACCGAAUCCUUUCCUACUGCAGAUACGCCAAAUUAAGAGACAAGAUCAAGGCAUGUAUCAGUGCUUUGUUCACCGAGACAUCUAUUCUUCACAGGCAUCCUCUCAACUCAUCAUUGGAGAUUUGAAACCAACCAUUAGGACAGCUUUUCCAGAAAAAACGGUUCGUUCCGGACGAUUUGUUUCCCUCACUUGCGAGGCUACAGGUCACCCGCAGCCUACAAUACGAUGGACUUUGGAUGGAAUUUGGCCAUUGUCCACCAGUGCUGGUGUUCAAAUCAACACAUAUCAAACAUUGAAUGGUGAUGUUAUCAGUUCAAUAAAUUUUACAUCAGUUGAUUUAACCGACAGUGGAAUUUACACAUGCCAAGCAAGAAAUGAUGCAGGAGAAAGUAGCUAUUCAAACAGACUUAAUGUUUUUGGACCAGUUUUUAUUCGAUCCAUCGGUAAUAUGACUGCUAUCUCUGGAGAGACUUUUAAAGUAAAUUGUCCAUUUGGAGGAUAUCCAUAUGAAUCAAUUGCCUGGAGAAAAGAUGAACAAGCUCUUCCUGACUCUCAAAAACAAUCCGUGUUUCCAAAUGGGACACUAUUGAUUAAAGAAAUGCUAUCUGGCAUCGAUGACGGUGUAUAUACAUGCGAGGUUAGAGGAUCAGCACAAGAAAUUCCAGCAUCACGAUCUUUUCGAGUAGUUAUUCGAACAAAACCCCAAGUUGCCAGAUUUCUGCUGCAGGAUAAUUUGCACGAAGGAAUGCGGACAGCUUUUACUUGUAUCGUUCUUGCGGGAGAUAGUCCGAUGACCAUUCAGUGGUUAAAAGAUGGAUUCCCUAUCAAUGAAAGAAGUCUGGAAGCCUCAAUAAUAUUUGCCGAAGAAGGUUACGUUUCUACCCUGACUAUAAAAUCAUUAGCCAAAAAGCAUAGCGGUAACUAUACUUGUCUCGCCACGAAUGAUAUUUCUACAGCUUCAUUUAGUGCUGAAUUAAAUGUCAAAGCACCACCAAAAUGGAUAUUAAAGCCUAGCGAUAUUAGUGCUGUCUCUGGUAGAGCAGCCAUGAUUGAUUGCCAAGCAGAUGGUGUACCACAACCCCACAUUCGUUGGAAAGUCGCUUCAGAUCACGCUCACCAGAAUUUUAAAACAAUUGUAAGCAGUUCUCACAUUCACAUUUUAGUAAAUGGUUCUCUAAACUUUCGAGGUAUUGAAAAAUCAGACAGUGGAUAUUACCUUUGUGAAGCCAGCAAUGGAGUUGGAAGUAUCUUAAGUACUGUAGUACGUCUAACUGUCAAUAGUGCUCCACAAAUUCUACCUAAGUUCUUAAUAAUGAGUAUCAAGAAAGGUGAAAAAUUCACACUUGAUUGUCAAGCAACUGGAGAUCAACCACUGAGAUUUACAUGGAAAAGAAAUAAUCAAAUGAUUGAUCCAUCCUCUGAGACUAGGUAUUCACUUUCCAUGAAAGAAACUGGUCUGGGUGUAAAGUCUACAUUAACCAUUGAUAAAACAGAGAGGAAAGAUUCCUCUUUGUUUAUUUGUACAGCGAUAAAUGAUUACGGAGAAGAUUCCAUGAAUAUCCAAGUAACCAUUCAAGACCUACCAGAUGCUCCUCAAAAUUUAGAAGUUCAUGAUGUUUCUAGUCGAAGCAUCCGAUUGACCUGGGACCGUCCAUUUGAUGGGAAUUCUCCAAUUACGGAAUACACUAUAAUGUGGAGAUAUGCAGAUGCCGAAUCAACAGACGAUCCUAUAAAGGUGCAAGGAAAAGAAAAAACUAUAACAGUAAGAGGAUUAAAGCCGAAAACUAAAUAUUAUUUUCGUGUGAAGUGUUCGAAUUCUAUUGGAGAAAGUCAAUUUGGAGCUGAAGUAGCAGCAACAACUCUGGAAGAACCUCCUAGAUUGCCACCAAUUUUCGUUACAUCAAAAGCAACGUCUUCAAAAAGUGUUAAUGUAACUUGGCAGAUGUCUUCUGAAGAAACUGAUGGAUCAAACUAUGAUGGAUUUUAUAUCGGCUAUAGAAUGAGUUCAAGUUCUGAGCCUUUUACGUUUACAACCAUUGAACAGUCCCGAAAGCAUUUAGAACAUUUUUAUGAAGUUAAAAAUUUAAAUCGUAACACUGAUUAUAGUUUUAUUGUCCAAGCUUUCAACCAAAGAGGAGCUGGUCCACCAAGUGAAACAAUUUCAGCUAAAACUAUGGAAUACGAUAGACCUUUACCACCAGUAAUUAAAAGUUAUUACGCCACUACAAAUUCUAUAAAAAUCAUAUGGGAAAGCAGAAGUCUACAGCAUGCACCUACUACAGGAUUGACAAUCUAUCAUAGAACCGAUGGGGCAGGUUGGCAAGAAUCAAAUGUUUCUGGUGACAAAGCGGUGUACACGUUGCAUGAUUUACUCUGCGGGACGAAAUAUUAUUGUUUUAUAGUUGCAUCUAACGAUGCAGGCAGAGGAAAUAGCAGUGAAACUAUAACAACGAAAACUACUGGAAGUGCACCACUUGCACCAGAUAAAAGACUUUUACUUACAAUCAACUCAACAACAGUAACAGUGAAUCUCAACAGCUGGCAUAAUGGUGGUUGUCCAAUAAAGUUCUACAUAAUACAGUACAAAGUCAGUGGUCAGCAGGAUUGGGUCUUAGUGAGCAAUAAUAUUGUUCCAGAGCAACAGGCAGUAUCAAUAACUGACCUGAUACCUGGCACGUGGUAUUCUAUUCUGAUGACUUCAAAGAACGAUGCUGGUUCAACAGAUGCUGAAUAUGUUUUUGCUACGCUAACUCUUUCUGGAGAAUAUCCACCACAUCCAUCUGAAGUGAUUGAUUCAACUGGAAAGUUUUACCGACAUCUAUCUAUCAUUAUACCUGUUCUCUGUUCUGUCGUUGUCCUAAUUUUAGUGUUCUGUGUGGUUUGUUUAGUGACUAAACGAAGAACUCCACACGGCCGACCAAGCACUAUUCAAGAUACCAUAGAUUGCAAUGUUACUAAACAUGAAAAUACACCGCUUUCUGGAACUUAUGAUUCAAGGGACGAUCAGCCUUAUCACUCGACGCAUUAUGCAAGUAGCAGGAUACAGAACUACACAAAAGAUCUCAAUUUACCACCCAAUAAGUCAAAUUCUCAAAACGCCAACACAUUUGGCAGUAUGCGAAGUGGAUACACGUAUGACAUCCCUUUGUCUCAAAUUAAAAUGAAAACUGAAGAUUGUAUUUAUGCCACACCAUCCGUUUAUUUUUCUACAAAUCAUCAACUAGUUUAUAAUGGUGCAGAAUUGCGCACAAACAGAGAAAUAGCCCUUUAUGAGGCUCCUUUGAGUAGAACUACACUAUCAGAAGAAGAAAAGUUUUGGAGGGAAGAUGGAGACGGAAGUUCCAGUUCAGAAUCAGAUAAUGAGGAUUUAUUUUUAUCCUUACCACCAACUAAAGAGCUGUCAUUACGAGAAGAUGCUAGAGAGUCUGAAACUGAAUGUGAUAGACUAUGGAAAUCUUAUGCAAUUCCCCAGUGUAAAGAAGUCAAUCGAUGGAAAGAAGGAGCAUUGGUUUCUUCAUGAUUUAAGCUUCAUAUUCGACUUUACUGGUGCUCAAAGUAAAGUGAUCAGAUAUUAAAUUUUAAAGAAAUGCAAGCUAUUAUUGUUGCUAUCAGUAUUAUUGUAUGUAUUAUAAUUUGGUAAAAAUCUAUUUGUAAAAUAAAAAAUAUAUAAUUAAAAUUUUUAAAGUCA
Molecule: messenger RNA, 5177 nt
Organism: Parasteatoda tepidariorum (common house spider)
Lineage: Eukaryota; Metazoa; Arthropoda; Arachnida; Araneae; Theridiidae
Product: cell adhesion molecule Dscam1
Biological process (GO): cell-cell adhesion
Molecular function (GO): protein binding
Source: RefSeq, a predicted model, not a curated record